CCUAUAUCGGCGACUAUGACUCCUAGACACGCGGCCAACAGCACAUGUAGAACAGCGGCUCUCUGCUUCUUUACCAGUAACCAGUUCGCUGGGCCAGAAACUACGCUGGCAGAAGACAUCACGCACGCACUACAGGGCGCUUGGGCCAUCCGCCGGCACAUCUCCGAGAUUCCGGCGUUGGGAAAUCUGACAGCUCCGCAGGGCCAUUCCUUUUCUUGGAGCCGUUUGUGUCUGGCUUUGUCAAUAGUAUUGAUGUUCUUAAUUGCCUGCUUCCUGUAUCCAACCAGUAAGCUUCUGCCUUAUUUGCUGCAACUUUUAAGCAACUCUGAAGCAGACUCUUCACCGCCUCGAUUAAACACCGCGACAAACGGGGAAAUACACGGCUCUAUCUCGUAUUGUGCUCUGCUAUCUAGAUCCUGAAAAUAGGGAUAGAUUUUAGCCGCAAAACUACCUACCUACUACUGUAUAAAGGGGCGUCGCCCAGGCAGCCAGCUAAUCCCUACCCGUG
Molecule: messenger RNA, 508 nt
Organism: Trichoderma asperellum CBS 433.97
Lineage: Eukaryota; Fungi; Ascomycota; Sordariomycetes; Hypocreales; Hypocreaceae
Source: RefSeq, a predicted model, not a curated record